AUGCCCUUCGAGGGCGACCACUUCGGGGCUUACUCUGCAGACGAAUUCGACGACUUUGACGAGUACAACGACGAUCAUAACGCGGGUCGACAGGAGUCCGCAGGGGAUGAAGAAGAACACCGUCAGGAGGAUAUAGAAGCCCAGGACGACGAUGAGGUCGAUGCUGCAAACCUCGAGGCUGAGUCCGGCUGGGAACCGCCGCCACCUGCUAACAUCCCCCGCGCACCUGCUGAGCCUACGACCAGUCCAGAGAGCAGCCAAGACGCGAAUACUGGAGGGCACGGUGCUCCCAACCGGGCCGCUCAGUCGCGUGCCCAUGAACACUUGCAGACGAAGACGCACUCGGUCCGCUUCCCCAGCGACCACGCAGGUGCUCCCAUCAAACACAGACGCGAACGCUCAGCAUACGAGCAGUUUCAGGGACGCAUCGAUGCGGUGAACGCGAAUCCUUACGCUCCGUUUGCAUCUCGUAUUGACUGGGAAGUCGCUCGAUGGGCCAAGAUGCGCGGCCCUGGCUCGACGGCAGUCUCAGAGCUGCUUGCAAUCGAGGAGCUCGUCACACGUCUUGGCUUGUCCUACAAGAACGCGCGGGAGCUGAACAACAUUGUCGACCAGAAGCUCGCAUCCGGACGUCCGAGAUUUGUACGACGUGAGAUAGUCGUCGCCGGCGAGGUCUUCGAAAUCUUCUAUCGGGAUGUCAUUCAAUGCAUCCGCGCGCUCUACGGAGACCCCGAGUUUGCGGGCAUCCUGGUAUUCACCCCCGAACGGCACUAUGCUGAUGCGGAACACUCGGUGCGGGUCUACUUCGACGUUCAUACAGGGAAAUGGUGGUGGGAAACUCAGAAGGCACUCGAGAAGCGUCUUCCUGGCGCAACAAUAGUGCCCAUCAUCAUAUCCUCGGACAAGACGCAGCUCACCACGUUCGGGUCGAAGACCGCCUAUCCCGUCUACAUGACAAUCGGAAAUCUCCCGAAGGACGUCCGCCGCAAACCGUCACGUCGGGGUCAGAUUCUCCUCGCCUAUCUCCCCUCAUCGAACCUCAAACAUAUCGUGAACAAGGCUGCCCGCCGGCGCACACUAGCCAACCUGUUUCAUGCAUGUAUGGGGCAUGUUCUCGCGCCGCUGAGAGAGGCCGGUGUGCAUGGAAUCGAUAUCGUUAGCGGAGACGGUGUCACCCGACGCGGACAUCCCAUCUUCGCGAUGUACAUCGGGGACUACCCAGAGCAACUUCUCGUGACGUGCUGCAAGACCGGGACCUGCCCGAAGUGCGAUGUCUCUCGUGACGACGUCGGCAGCUCCACUGACACAAGACGGCCACUGCGCGACCUCAAAAAAGUUCUCAAGGCUCUUGACACCUUUGAUGAUGGCGCCACCGCUUUCUCCCGUGCCUGCAGAGAAGCUGGUAUCAAGCCGGUCGUCAAUCCGUUCUGGCAGGAUCUCCCUUACGUCGACAUCUUCCGCUCUAUCACACCUGACAUUCUGCAUCAACUUUAUCAGGGAGUGAUAAAGCAUCUCCUAUCUUGGCUGAAGUCUGCGUAUGGUCCCGAAGAACUCGAUGCUCGCUGUCGACGUCUACCGCCAAACCAUCAAAUCCGACUCUUCCUCCGCGGUGUGACCACCCUGCAGAAGGUCACGGGUAAGGAACAUGGCGACAUAUCUCGCUUCCUCUUGGCGCUCGUAAUCGGCCUUCCGCUCCCCGGUGGAUACUCGCCCGUGCGUCUCGUCCGGGCUGUGCGGGCCAUUCUUGAUAUCCUCUAUCUGUCGCAGUACCCCGCCCACACAUCCGACACACUCGCCCUUCUUCGUGAUGCACUGCAACGCUUCCAUGCCAACAAGUCCAUCUUCGUAGACCUCGGAGUUCGCUCACACUUCAAGCUUCCCAAACUGCAUUCGCUCGAUCACUACAUCGAAUCGAUCAAGCUCUUCGGGACGACCGACAACUACGACACACAGUACACUGAACGCUUGCAUAUCGACUUCGCGAAGGACGCGUAUCGCGCGACCAAUCACAAGGACGAGUUCCCGCAGAUGACGACGUGGCUCGAGCGCCGCGAAAAGAUCUUGCGACAUGACGCGUAUGUCAAGUGGCGUCUGAAGCGCCUCGCUACUGUUCGGUCGGUGCCUGCCCCUCUUGAUCGUCAGCCUCAGGACAAGCAACUCCCAGCGGUGGCAAUGCAGCGGCGGGCAGGAGACAAGCUGGUGCUUAGUCCGGGGCAACCGCUCUGCAUCGGAGCGCAGGCGCAGGCUGCAUGGACGCGCAUCAAGAUUGCGAAAUGGCCUAGCGUGAAGGCGCUCUCAUUCGACGAUGCGGCUGAGCGUUACGGAGCCGUUUAUCUCCGCGAUGCACUCGCCCGUUUUGUUGUACGGCAUCGUGAUCCCACACUCACCGCUGCCGAGGUCGAGCAGCAAUCCCUCAAUGUGUCUCUCCAUUUCCGGAAGAUUCAAGCCUUCAAUAAACUCAAGUUCAUACUCGACGACGCUCAAGACCUCGGAGUGAUGGAGGAUGUGCGCGAUGCUGCGCAUGCGCGACCAGAACGGCAGGAUAAACAAGGCAGGACUGUACCGGGCCGCUUCGAUACCGUUCUUGUCAACAACGGGACAGGUGGUCGUUCAGGAGUGCAAGGGUACGAGGUUGCCCAGCUCCGCCUUGUGUUCAAGCUUCCGAAUGUUGCAAACGAAACACUCUUCCCCGGUGUCCUCGCGCCGGGCCAUUUGGCAUACAUAGAGCGCUUCACUCCGAUGGUAGGCCCAGAUCCCGUGCACGGCUUAUACAAGGUCACACGACAGCGCGACGGGUCCGGUGCACGACUCGCAAGUGUCGUAGAAGUACGCAAUAUUCGCCGAAGCUGCCACCUCUUUCCUGUUACGACCGGCGCCGUUCCGCGGGAUUGGACAAGUAGUACCGUUCUCGAACGUUGCGACAGCUUUUGGGUAAACUCAUUCAGUGACGCGCAUAUGUAUAUGUCUUUCUUUUAA
Molecule: messenger RNA, 2976 nt
Organism: Trametes versicolor FP-101664 SS1
Lineage: Eukaryota; Fungi; Basidiomycota; Agaricomycetes; Polyporales; Polyporaceae
Exons: 5
Coding region: 1-2976 (991 amino acids)
Source: RefSeq, a predicted model, not a curated record